Molecule: messenger RNA, 2888 nt
Organism: Myxocyprinus asiaticus (Chinese sucker)
Lineage: Eukaryota; Metazoa; Chordata; Actinopteri; Cypriniformes; Catostomidae
Product: gastrula zinc finger protein XlCGF8.2DB-like
Exons: 3
Coding region: 298-1203 (301 amino acids)
Biological process (GO): regulation of transcription by RNA polymerase II
Molecular function (GO): DNA-binding transcription factor activity, RNA polymerase II-specific; RNA polymerase II cis-regulatory region sequence-specific DNA binding
Source: RefSeq, a predicted model, not a curated record
AGCAGAUCUGCGUGACAUCCUGUUGUAAAGAUGGACUUUAUUAAAGAAGAGAGUGAAGACAUGACUGAUCAAAAACCAUGCAGAAUAAAAAGUGAAGAGACAGAGGAACAAAUAGCGAGAUCCUCCAAGUCAGCAAGAAUCUUUGUCAACAUCACCGACAUGUUGGACAACUGACGCUGGAUCACCUCUCCUGCCACGCCAUCCAAAUCGAGUCCCCGGUCUGUAGGCCUGUCGGGGCUUUCAUCCUUAACACACUUGAGGGUGAAAGAGGAAAGUCAAGAACUGAACGAAGAGCAGAUGCACCAUUACUGCCAGAAUCCUUCUGGAGAAAAAUCUUUCAGUUUCUUGGAGAGUAACAAGAAUGUUAAGCAAGAAAGAACUGAACAAAAAAAAGCCAUAAAUUCCUUCACCUGCUCUCAGGGUGAAAAUGGUUUUACAGAGAACAAAAUCUCCCAUGAAAGUCACACUGGAGAAAAGCUGCACACAUGUCAUCAGUGUGGGAAGAGUUUUAAAUCUCAUGGAAAACUUACUAUGCAUGUGCGAAUUCACACUGGAGAGAAACCUUUUGCAUGCCAUCAGUGUGGAAUGAGCUUCAUACAAAAAGUAAACCGGGAUAUUCACAUGCGAGUUCACACUGGAGAAAAGCCUCACACAUGUCGUCAGUGUGGAAAGGGGUUCACAUUUCAAGGAAACCUUAGUAUGCACAUGCGAAUUCACACUGGAGAGAAACCUUAUACGUGUCAUCAGUGUGGAAUGAGUUUUACACAGAAAGUAAACCGUGAUAUUCACAUGCGAGUUCAUACUGGAGAGAAGCCUUUCACAUGCCCUCAGUGUGGGAAGGGUUUCUCGCGUAAAGGAACAGUUAAUUCGCACAUGCGAAUUCAUACUGGAGAAAAACCUUUCACGUGCCAUCAGUGUGGAAAGGGUUUCAUAGAGGCAAGAAGUCUCAAAACUCAUCGGUGCUCUGCAGUAGAAUCGGUCCGAAAAACACAACUGAACAUUCAUGCAGAUGAGAAGAGUUAUUUGUGUUCUCUUUGUGGAAGAAGUUUUUCAGAUCUGCAAGGUUUUAAAAAGCACCAGACAAUACAUACCAGUAAGAAAGGUCAUGUGUGCUCAGAGUGUGGCGAAGUCUUUACUAGAGCUUGUAAAUUGAAAAUGCACCAAAGAAUUCAUAAGAAGAAAAAAAACAAUCCUAAAUCAUAAUACCGCUAAACUGAUUAAAUUAUCACGGCUCUCUCAGUGUAUUCCAAUCUAUGCUCAAAAGUUCAUUUUAUAUUAAUAAAGCUCCAUUUUUUUAUUUGCUGUAGCAUUUAUCAACUGCAAAUAAAUUUAUCAUCAAAUAUGGAACCAUCAGAUGUUGCUAGUUAUAAAAACUGGCAUUUAACCACCUAUAAAAUGAUUGGGCCUUUUUCAUGAAACAUAAGCAGGACACAUUUUUGUGUAAAUCGUUCACAAAGCCAAUGAUGUAAAUCCUCAUAUCCAUGUAAGUUUUUUUUUUUUUUUUUUUUUUUUCUAAAUGUUAGUUGGUAGGAACAACAUUUAUACCUGUUCCUGACCAUGUGUACAUUUUGUAAAAUACAUCUGAAUGUUUUGUGUUCUUUUAGGCAAGCUGUAGUGACUGUUUUGAUAGGAGUGAAAUGAAAUGAAAAAUUAACUAAUAAUAACCAUAAUUACUGACACAAAUUAGUAAAAAAAAGAAAAAAUUAACAGUUGUUAAGCCCACGUUUUUGAUUGCUUGCAUUUAUUUUUUUUAAAAUGACAAAAUUACGGCUCAAUUACAAUGUGAUGUCCCUCAAAAUCAAUUGAUUUUAGAACCCUUGUUAUUUUCACUGUAUAUGCUUCCUCUGAGCUCUAUUUUUCAGAAGUACAGCAUAUCUCAUCACUGUUAUGCUGACGAUUCCCAAUUUUAUUUCCCAGUGAGUGUAGACAAGAAUUGUUCAUCUGAGAACGCCCAGAAUUGCUUCAAAGAUAUUAAACAUUGGCUGGCAAACUAUUUCUUACAAUUAAAUGAAAGCAAAACCAAAGUUCUGAUUUUAGGUUCCUCCAUGUCCUCCUUACCUGGCCUGGUUGCCCAGUUAGGUCCUCUGUCGUCGAAUGUACAAGAUCUUGUGAGGAGUCUUAGAGUGAUUUUAGACUCCUCGUUACUUUUCAAUAAGCAGAUCAGUGCUGUUGUCAAGGGUAGCUUUUUCCACCUGAGAUCUAUCGCUAAAAUAAAACAUUUUCUUUCCCAUAAAGACUUGGAAAUUGUAAUCCACUCACUUAUUACAUCAAGGUUAGACUAUUGCUACUCAUUGUACAUUGGUCUGCCCCAAACUGCGUUAUCCCGCCUACAGCUAGUUCAAAACAAGGCAGCUAGGCUUUUAACAGGGUCAGGAAAAAGAGAUCAAAUUUCCCCGGUUUUAGCAUCGCUACACUGGCUUCCAGUGAAAUUCGGGGUCAAUUUUAAAAUUCAGAUUUAUGUCUACAAGGCACUAUCUGGUCUCACACCCCAAUAUAUCAGUGACCUUCUACACCCUUACUCCCCCACUAGAGCGCUCAGGGCUUCUGAUCAACUUUUAUUAAUCUAAGGGUAAUCGUGCCUUUUCUGUAAUAGGUCCUAAUCUCUGGAACAGUCUCCCUUUCCAUGUGAGGUCAGCUUCAUCAUUAGCCAUUUUUAAAUCCUCUUUAAAAACAUAUUUUUAUUCUGUAGCUUUUGAAUAGAUCAUUGAAUAGUUUGAAAUGGAUAAAUACAUGAUGUUGUAUUUUAAGUGUUUUAAUUUAUUUUAUUAUGUUUUAUAUUUAACUUUAAAUCAAUCUGUUUUUAAAUCACUGUCAUUUUUGUAAUUUAUUUUUUGAUCUGUAAAGCACUUUGGGUCAAUUUCUGUUGUUUUUAAAUGUGCUCUAUAAAU